AGUAUAUAAGAGGCCAUGGCACGAGGAGACGUCAGACUCAAGCCCCUCACUCUCCUGGAAACCAUCCCAGAACCUCCACCCUCUGACACCAUGGUCAACUCCUGUUGUGGCUCCGUCUGCUCUGACCAGGGCUGUGGCCAGGAGACUUGUUGCCGCCCCAGCUGCUGCCAGACCACCUGCUGCAGGACCACCUGCUGUCGCCCCAGCUGCUGUGGCUCCAGCUGCUGCCGCCCCUGCUGUGGGGGUUCCAGCUGCUGUGGCUCCAGCUGCUGCCAGCCUUGCUGCCGCCCCACCUGCUGCCAGACCACCUGCUGCAGGACCACUUGCUGCCGCCCCAGCUGCUGUGGUUCCAGCUGCUGCCGCCCCAGCUGCUGCAUCUCUAGCUGCUGCCGGCCCUGCUGUGGGGGUUCCAGCUGCUGUGGCUCCAGCUGCUGCCAGCCUUGCUGCCGCCCCACCUGCUGCCAGACCACCUGCUGCCGGACCACCUGCUGCCGCCCCACCUGCUGUGUGUCCAGCUGCUGCCGCCCCUGCUGUGGGGGCUCCAGCGGCUGUGGCUCGAAUUGCUGUGGCUCCAGCUGCUGCCAGCCUUGCUGCCGCCCCACCUGCUGCCAGACCACCUGCUGCCGGACCACCUGCUGCCGCCCCACCUGCUGUGUGUCCAGCUGCUGCCGCCCCAGCUGUUGCUAGACCCCCUGCCACCACCCAACCUGCUCUAGUGGCUCUUGCUGCUGCUGAGUGCCCUGACCUGCACCCUGCUGUUUUCAUCAGCCAAUCUCCUUCAUGUCGUCCAACUGGGAGCUGAAUCAUGUGAGGCCAACUGUAAAACCUCAGUUCCCAGUGAUUUUUCAACUGGUUGGUCUUGGAAUAUACCUCCCUACCGCCCACUCCCUCCUCACCUCCUUGUUACUAACUCCACCCCAAAUCACUCCAAAGAUUGUAUUAUCUGAUAUAUGUUAACAUGCCAUUCUGAUUGAUGUAUCAGCUGCUGCCAGAUUUUCUAGUAUGGAGAUGUUUCUGAAUGUCAAAUAAAUCUUGAUUUUCCAGGCAUAAAUAUAAGAAA
This is a messenger RNA of Acinonyx jubatus (cheetah), 1060 nucleotides long. Its product is annotated as keratin-associated protein 4-2-like. Gene Ontology annotation, cellular component: keratin filament. Bases 16 to 687 code for a protein of 223 amino acids. The record is from RefSeq and is a predicted model, not a curated record. Lineage: Eukaryota; Metazoa; Chordata; Mammalia; Carnivora; Felidae. The transcript has a single exon.